Messenger RNA from Neoarthrinium moseri, 1038 nucleotides. RefSeq lists its product as uncharacterized. The record is from RefSeq and is a predicted model, not a curated record. The transcript has 4 exons. Lineage: Eukaryota; Fungi; Ascomycota; Sordariomycetes; Amphisphaeriales; Apiosporaceae. Gene Ontology annotation, cellular component: intracellular anatomical structure. Bases 1 to 1038 code for a protein of 345 amino acids. Gene Ontology annotation, molecular function: oxidoreductase activity, acting on NAD(P)H, oxygen as acceptor.
AUGCUGUCCAGAACAUUCCUGAGAACUUCGGCACGAGCUCUGCGCUCAGCAGCUCCCCGAGCGGCCGUUCCUGCUUCAUACCUGCACACUUCGCGGAACCCACAACAAGACAAGAAGGCAAACCCUGGAUCUUACGCACGAACCGAUGAUUCUAUCACUGUCGAAUACCCCGAGGACCAUGAGCUGCCGUCUAGUACACCAGUCACUGGUCGUGGCGGUCAGCACAUGAAGCGGACACUGGCCUCGUUCUCGCUUGAGGGCAAGGUCGGUGUUGUCACUGGAGGUGCAAGAGGCCUCGGCCUGGUCAUGGGCCAGGGCAUGGUCAUUUCGGGCGCCAACUUGGCCAUCGUGGAUAUGAACAAAGAAGAGGCCGAGAAGCAGGCUGCCGAGCUGGUCGAGGUUUUCCGCAGGGAGAACCCGGGCUCGGCGCGUGUGCCCAAGGUCACGGCUCACUACGCCGAUGUCUCCGAUGCGGAUAGUGUCCAGUCCUGCAUCGAGGAUGUCAUCCGGGAGCAUGGAAAGAUCGACAACCUGGUGACCAGCGCCGGCUUCACCGAGAACUACAAGGCCAUCGACUACCCGAUCGACCGUAUGCGUAAGCUGUGGGCUGUCAACGUUGACGGCACCUACCUGUUCGCUACUACCGUUGCAAAGCACCUGAUGGCGCGCAAGGCUCCUGGCAGCAUGGUCUUCAUUGGAAGCAUGAGUGGUGCCAUUGUCAAUGUGCCCCAGCCUCAAGCACCAUACAACGGCGCCAAGGCUGCCGUCCGUCACCUGGCUUCGUCACUGGCUGUUGAAUGGGCACAAGCAGGCAUCAGAGUCAACUGCAUAUCUCCCGGUUACAUGUUGACCGCUCUAACCGAGAAGAUCCUGGACGACAACCCGGACCUAAAGAGACAGUGGACCUCGCUUAUUCCUCAAGGAAAGAUGGGCCAGCCGGUCGACUUGAUGGGCCCCGUGACCUUCCUCCUCUCAGACGCCUCGCAGUACGUGACUGGCGCUGACUUGCGCGUCGAUGGUGGAUACACUGUUACGUAA